Filobasidium floriforme is the source of this 1035-nucleotide messenger RNA. RefSeq names its product SYF2 splicing factor-domain-containing protein. Lineage: Eukaryota; Fungi; Basidiomycota; Tremellomycetes; Filobasidiales; Filobasidiaceae. Bases 1 to 1035 code for a protein of 344 amino acids. The record is from RefSeq and is a predicted model, not a curated record. The transcript is spliced from 5 exons. Gene Ontology annotation, cellular component: Prp19 complex; catalytic step 2 spliceosome; post-mRNA release spliceosomal complex.
AUGGAGACGCUUGAAAAGGCAGUCCAGGAGACCGGGAUCGAGGUCGAUGAGGAUGCUCUACCCUCGCACGUAGCCACGGGAGGUGAUGUCGAAGAGCACGAAGUAGUGGCCGAAAAGGGAAAGGGGAAAGGAAAAGCAAAAGGGAAAGGAAAGGCGACCAGCGAGGAUGAGGAAGAGGCAGAACGAGAACGAGCGGUAGAGGCUGAACAGGCGGAAGUGGGCAAGAGUGGGCAGUCUGGAAGGGUCUCGCCCGAAGAGAGGCUGGCCAAGUUGAAAGAGUUGCGGAUGAGGAUGAACCAAUCCACGCAAGCCAACCGUAAAUCCCUGAUCGAGGAUCACCAGAAAUCCAAGACCACGCAACGAGAACUCGCCCGACUCACCAAGCAAAAGAAGCUCGCCGAGAAUCUCAGGGAAAAGAUCGACAACGAGGAGAACGGGGUAGAUGGGGAGCGCAAGAAGAAUUGGGGCUGGACGAUCGAGCAGAAUCAGAGGUGGUUAAAGGCCCAGGAGGAAAUCGCCGAAAAGGAGAAAGAGGAGUUUGACGACGCCGACACAAAUGCUCACAAACUAUACAACAAGAACACGCACCAGCUCAAGCCCGACCUGAUCGCCUAUAACCGUCAGAAAGAACUCGCCCUUGGUCUCGCUCCCGGUACGAUCGUACCCGUCGACGCCAAGUCUGUCGAAGGUUCCAGCGUCGUCACCAGUGUCAACGCCACAGGCAGUCGAAGGAAGAUCGUGCAGUCGAGCAAGGCUUUGAGCGCGAUGGAAGAUCUGUAUAGGGAUGCGAACACGUUGAGUUAUGGGGAUAACAAGGCGAGCGACGACGCCAUCGAUCGGGUCGUAGGCAAGAUCAACGCCGACACGGAUAAGCGGAACAAGGCCAUGCGCAAGCGAAAGAAGGGCGAAGAUGACGGCGGAGACGUCACUUAUAUCAACGAUGCCAACAAGGUGUUCAACAGGAAGAUCAAUCGGUACUUUGACAAGUACACCCAAGAGAUCCGAGCCAACUUUGAACGAGGGACGGCGUUAUAG